Messenger RNA from Cryphonectria parasitica EP155, 967 nucleotides. RefSeq lists its product as uncharacterized. Bases 4 to 939 code for a protein of 311 amino acids. Lineage: Eukaryota; Fungi; Ascomycota; Sordariomycetes; Diaporthales; Cryphonectriaceae. Gene Ontology annotation, molecular function: oxidoreductase activity. The record is from RefSeq and is a predicted model, not a curated record. The transcript has 2 exons.
AACAUGUCCACCCCUCUCUCCAUCCUCAUCGUAGGCGCUGGCGAGCUGGGCGAGGCUAUCCUAACCGCCCUAGCCCAGCACCCAGCCCGCCCCUCCGAGACCCCGCUCCACAUGCUCCUCCGGUCCGAGUCCAUCAACGCCCCGUCACCAGCCAAGCAGGCCUCCAACACCAGGCUCCAGUCCCUAGGCGCACAUCUCGUCCCUGGCAACUUUGUUGAGGAUGAUGUCUCUGUUCUCGCGGCUACUUUUGGGAGAUACGAUGUUGUGAUCCAAGCUGGCGGGUAUGGGUUGCCCAAGGGAACGCAGUUGAAGUCGGCGGCGGCGGCUUUGCAGGCUGGUGUGAAGCGAUACUUCCCAUGGCAAUUUGGCGUAGACUAUGAAGCCAUAGGCCACGGCAGUGCCCACGAGCUCUUCGAUGAGAUGCUCCAGGUCCGUCACUUGCUACGAUCCCAGCACAGCACGCACUGGACCAUCAUCUCGACAGGCCUGUUCAUGAGCUACCUUUUCCUGCCAGACUUUGGCGUCGUGGACCUCGAGGCCAGCAGCCCGACGGUGCGGGCCUUGGGCAGCUGGGAAAACAAGGUGACGGUGACGACGCCUGUUGAUAUUGGGCGUAUGACGGCCGAGAUGGUGUGGCACCCUGAGAGCACGCUGGACCGGGUGGUUUAUAUUGCCGGGGAGACGGUGUCGUAUGGACAGCUAGCGGAUAUUCUGGAGGAGACGCUGGAGUUGGGGCUGGCGAGGGAGGAGUGGAGGAUGGAUUUUCUCAGGGCAAGGCUGAGGGAGAAUCCAGAUACUUUGUGGUACAAGUAUCAGUGCAUCUUUGGGGAUGGGAAGGGUGUGUCGUGGGAUUUGCAUGAGACACUAAAUGGGCAGAGGGGAAUUAAGAUGAUGACGGUCAAGGAGUAUGUUCUAGCUACGUUCAGUAUCAGACCAUAGGUUCACCAUAUGAUAUCCUGUAUAAUAG